GCGACCCUCGGCCGUCCGCCCGCCCCUCCGAAGCGGAGCAGACGUCGGCAUUCACAGAGCCGCGGGCUGGAACGAGCGCGGCCACCUUUGCGCAGCUGGAAGGUCUCACUGCCCGCGCACAAAGGAGGCGCAGCCGGAGAGAAGCCGCAGUCCGCGCGAGCGCUCGGCACCCAGAGCCUCGGACACGCGGGCUGCGACGGGCCGUCGCGGUGCACGCAGCGCAGGUGAGCUGCUACCCGGAGGUCAGCAGCAAGCAGCAUGGAGAGGCCACACUCCGCUCUGAGGAAAAGUUCACACUUUGUACGGAAGCAGGUGGAGGAACUCGACACCGAAGCGCAGAGGAUCUCGACCAGGGACCAGUGCUGCCAGACUGAAGAGCAUCGCCAUGACAACUGCAGACAGGAAGCAGACGCGCCCCCUGGCUCGGACCGCACCCCCACGCCUCCGGCGUUCGCCAUCGAGCCGGGGGACCCCGCUGUACUGCAGCGGCCGCUCCAGACGUCCAAGUCUGGAAUACAGCAGAUAAUCGAGUGUUUCCGCUCAGGCACAGCCCAGCUGAAACACAUUCUCCUGAAAGAGGUGGACACCAUCUUCGAGUGCAAGCUGUGCCGCAGCAUGUUCCGCAGCCUGCCCAACCUCAUCGCCCACAAGGAGUUCUACUGCUUUCCGACCCGGCUCAGGGUCCACGAACCACCUCCGGAGGACAGCCAGAGCCAAGCCUUGAAGGACCUGCUGGCGGCCAUCUACCCUCGGAAGGAUGGGCCUGAGUACGUGGUGAGGCUGGAACCCAUCGAGAGCAACCAGAAUGCCGUGUUCCAGUUCCUGACCACGGAGGAGGAGCAGCUGCCCCAGGAGGAGCCGGAGGCCGUCCCUCCGUCAGAGCCAGACGUCACCGACGAAGAUCCCGCCGAGAGUCUGGAGGCGGCCAGGCCAGCGGAGCCCGCAGUCCAGCAGGAUCCUCCGCAAGAGCAGCAGGAGGAUUCGGCGCACGAGGAGCCCGAAGCGGUGCCACCGAAGGAGAGGGAGGAGCAGGAGGUGAAGCGCGAGCAGGAAGAGGAGGAGCAGAAGGAGGAGGAAGAGGAGGAGGAGGGUGCCAAGAGCUGGAUGGACGAUGUGACGAUCUCCUGCUGUCUGUGCGGGAAGGACUUCAACUCGCGGCGUGGUGUGCGGAGGCACUGCCGCAAGAUGCACAAGGCCAAGUUGGAGGAGCUGAGGAAGUUCACGGACACUCGCACGGUGCCCAUCAGCCUGCUCUCCAUGGUGAAGGACCGCUCGAGUUGCCCUCCGCCGGUUCCCGGCCGCAGCUGCCCCGUGUGCCAGAAGACGUUCGCCACAAAGGCCAAUGUGAGACGCCACUUCGACGAGGUGCACCGGGGCCUCCGGCGCGACUACAUCACGCCUGACAUCGCCACGAAGCCCGGCCAGCCGCUGUCGCUGGAGCCGCCGGGCGCUGCCCGCCUCCGCAAGCAGAAGACCAAGAUGGAGUACAACUUGUCGGCUUGCACUUGUCUGCUCUGCAAGAGGAAGUACAGCUCCCAGAUGAUGUUGAAGAGGCAUCUGCACAUCGUCCACAAGAUCGACACGGUGGAGAACGGCACCGCGGCCAAGCGCUCCACUACCUCCUGCGCCAAAGCCAAGGGCGAAACGUGGGGCUCGGCCAAAAGCGAGGGCAAAGGCGUGCCAGCGGCGGCUUUCCCUCCCAGCGAGGAGGAGCUCAAGAGCAUGAGCAAGGCCAGGCUGCGGAAGCUCAAGCUCUCCAUGGGCUUCGACUUCAAGCAGCUCUACUGCAAACUGUGCAAACGGCAGUUCACCACACGGCAGAACCUCACCAAGCACAUGGACCUGCACAUGGACGGCAGCGAAAUCUACAUCAAGUUCUACCGCUGCCCCCUCUGCAGCUAUGAGUCGCGGCGCAAGCGCGACGUGCUCCGCCACAUGAGUGUGGUGCACAAGAAGUCGUCGCGUUACCUCGACAAGAUCCUGCCCUCCUUGGAGAGCCGGGCGGUGAAGAAGCCCGUGGAACUGGUCCUCAACAACCCGUUCAGGAAGGGCCUGCAGAAGGACGUCGACGGUCAGCAGGACCCCCCCGCCGGGCCUUCGAGCGCCCAGCAGUCCGACCCGACCGGCGGUCCCAUCACCCGCCAGCAGGACGCCCCUGAGACGGGCGGCUCGGUCCUGAAGGUCUCCAAUAAUUUUGUGCUCCACACGUGUGACGUCUGCGGCCGAGCCUUUGGCAAAAAGGUAUACCUGGAGUCUCAUAGGCGGACCCACAAGACGACCGGCACGCUAAAGCCGCCCGAGGAGAGUAGGAAGAAGGGGCGCAGUACACGAUCGAAGUUGUUCCUCUGGUGAGUUUGCCCAAGAGGCCGCUGACGGGGUCGCUGCCACGGGCCAAACGUAGGCGCUAGACUCAACGUCAGCACUGAGGUCAACAACAUUAACAUUUAUGUUAACUGUCCCGGGGAGGUAAUUUGCUUGCAUUUUCAUGUUUGGAAAGAUAAUUGUUAUGACAGCUGCCUGACGAAAGCACAAUAAAAAUAAAGGCAAAAUAUUAAGAAAUGUAGUGAUUCAA
Scleropages formosus (Asian bonytongue) is the source of this 2572-nucleotide messenger RNA. RefSeq names its product zinc finger protein 800a (gene znf800a). Lineage: Eukaryota; Metazoa; Chordata; Actinopteri; Osteoglossiformes; Osteoglossidae. The record is from RefSeq and is a predicted model, not a curated record. The transcript has 6 exons. Bases 259 to 2352 code for a protein of 697 amino acids.